UUGGGAUUCUGUUUUGAGGGCCGUCACCGAGCUUUGAUCUAUGAGUACAUGCCUAACGGAUCCCUAGAGAAAUUCGUUUGUAAUCGAGGUUCAGCAAUAGGUAGCCAACUAGAAUGGGAGAAACUAUACGAAAUUGUAGUUGGCAUUGGUCGAGGCUUAGAGUACUUGCAUCGCGGUUGUAACACACAAAUUCUACAUUUUGACAUAAAACCCCAUAAUAUUCUCUUAGAUAAAGAUUUAUGUCCUAAGAUAUCUGAUUUUGGGCUCGCUAAGCUAUGUCCUGAAAAAAGAAGUGUCAUUUCUAUGUCGGGUAUGAGAGGGACUCCGGGGUAUAUUGCACCSGAAGUAUUUUCUAGAAACUUUGGAGGGGUUUCUCACAAGUCGGAUGUGUACAGUUACGGGAUGAUGGUAUUAGAAAUGGUKGGAGGGCGAAGGGAUGUUGUGGUUGAAGUUAAUGACACUAGCAACAUGUUCUUCUCCCAUUGGGUAUAUAAACAACUUGUGUCGAACAAAAAUCUUGGAUUGAGCGGGAUUUUGAAYGAGGAGGAUAAAGAACGAGUGACGAAGAUGGUUUUUGUAGGCUUAUGGUGCAUACAAGCUGAUCCUUCAAGUAGACCAUCAAUGAGUAAGGUGUUGGAUAUGUUAGAAGGAGAUUUAGAGUCCAUACAGAUUCCUCCUAAACCUUUCUUGUUUUCCCCUCCAAAAUCACCAGAUCCCACCAUUGAAUCGCUAUGAUUCAUGGUUAAAAUUGACUAUGAAAAAUGUAAUCGGUUGUUCAGUAAACAUGUAACACAUUCAUAUCCAAAUUUGGUAAUUAUAUGGGAGUUUGAGGGGUUCCGUUGCAAAUUGGUUUUGGAAUUGGUAUGUAAUAAAAAAUAAAUGAACAAAACAUC
Molecule: messenger RNA, 893 nt
Organism: Cynara cardunculus var. scolymus (artichoke)
Lineage: Eukaryota; Viridiplantae; Streptophyta; Magnoliopsida; Asterales; Asteraceae
Product: PR5-like receptor kinase
Exons: 1
Biological process (GO): protein phosphorylation
Molecular function (GO): ATP binding; protein kinase activity
Source: RefSeq, a predicted model, not a curated record